CACAACUCUCUCUCUCUCUAUCCUGUUGUUUGUAUAAGCUGAUACUGUGUCAGAAGUCAGAACUGUAGUUUCCUUUUGUCCUUCAGAGCAUGGAGGCCCCUCUGUGUCAGAAGAAAAUCUUAAUCUGAAGGGUUGUUUGAUUGUUUCUCUUUCAGUGUCCAUCCCAAAAAGAAAGCAAUCUGUAUGCUGUAAAUACAGCAACAUAUCAUACCCAUCAGUCCGAAACCCUAAUUUUUGUAAGACCUCAUCACCUUCUUUCUACAGCUUUUGUUUUGGCUACAAUGACUCUUCAUCAACAUUUACCCUCCAACCCUAGAUCCAUUAAAACUAGGUUUGCUAUUCGGUUUCUGCAAACCCUAAAGAGACUCAACAAAAACAGACCCAUUUCAUCAUCUUUGAGAGAGAUUCAUGGCAGAUACCGGAUAGUUAAGCUCGCUGCUGAUGCAUCCAUGGCGUCUGUAGUUGGAUCAAGACGAGUUUGGAGUCGAGCGUUGCUCUGGAAAAUUCGAAACCGUGCACUGCGAUGUAAUUCAAUGAAACGAAAGAGAAUUCAUGCGUUAAGGGUAAGGAGAAGAGGUGGAGGAGGACACCCAACGAGAGAGAGUGGUUUUGGUCAAGCCAAUGACCUUCGGAAACUUGUACCCGGCGGUGAGGUUAUGGAUAUAUGCAGCUUGUUGGAUGAAACUGCGGAUUAUAUAAAGUGUCUCACCACCCAGGUACAGGUCAUGAGAAAUAUUGCUGAUUUAUAUACUUCUUGAGCUAUACUGUGAUGAAUAAUUGCGCAGGAUGAACAAAUUGAAGAAAGAGAUGAUCAUAGUCUGCGUGUUUCAAAUAUAUAUCUUUCUCUCGCUCUAAGAAACAGAUAGGUCAAUGGAAACUGGGUUGCAAGUUGCUGAAUACAGAAGUAAAGAUCAGCCGUACCACUUCAUAUUUCAUAAGAAAAACAUCUUGUAAAUUGGACAUGUUUUGUUGUCUUUCUGCUAAGGUAAUGAGUUUUAUACUUUUAUUCCCC
Ilex paraguariensis (yerba mate) is the source of this 1012-nucleotide messenger RNA. Lineage: Eukaryota; Viridiplantae; Streptophyta; Magnoliopsida; Aquifoliales; Aquifoliaceae. The record is from the annotation of a GenBank genome assembly.